Messenger RNA from Daphnia pulex (common water flea), 1796 nucleotides. RefSeq lists its product as uncharacterized. The transcript has 4 exons. The record is from RefSeq and is a predicted model, not a curated record. The coding region runs from base 141 to 1700 and encodes 519 amino acids. Lineage: Eukaryota; Metazoa; Arthropoda; Branchiopoda; Diplostraca; Daphniidae.
GGGUUUUAUUAAACGUUUCCUUUUUAACUCGAGAUUUUUAGACUGUUGUAAGUGAUUGUGCUGACUGUGAAAACAGACGGCCAACUGAUAAGUAACAAACAUGUUGAGCAAUUGAUAAGACUUGGGCAGUCGGUCGUGAAAUGGCGAAGGCUAACGACGCCGAGGAUUUCGUGACGUGUGGCGUUUGUUUAUGGGAAUACGACGAAGAAAUCAGAAAACCCAAAUUCCUACCAUGUUCGCACACCGUUUGCCUCGAGUGCCUCAAGGAAAUACGACGAGCAGACACUAUUACGUGCCCUUUCUGCAGAAAAGUUGUUACAAAAGACGCCAACAGUCCAGGGGCCGAGUGGAUCCUGCCCAACAACUUUUACGCCCUUCAGCUCCUGAAACUGAAUAAGCAAAAGGCUGUUUCACGCUCAAAUGAAGCAAAUUCACCGUUGAAGAAUAAGAAUAUCGAAGAUCUCGUCAAAUUAAAAGAAGAGCUUCUGAAAAUGAGAGACGCUGGAACGAAUAAAUUAGCGUUGGCCAUUCAGAAACGCAAAGAAGUAGAAGAGCAUUUGGAACUUGUCAUCAAAUCCAUCCGUGCUGCAGAAGAAGGAGCCAUCAAAUGCCACGAUGAAAAUAACUUUGGCCUAGCUGAAUUGAUUUCCAUCUUGGAGACAAACGCCAGACUGGGAUCCAAUACUUUUACGUUAGAUGAGAAAACAAACAUUUCUUCCGAAAAAGACUUUGUUUUAUUAGAGCUGCUGUCUUUGGUGGAAGGAUCCACAUCCGAAGAUACUGCCGAGGUGCUGACCAAAAAGAUGACUGAAUCCAUUGAAUUGUACGAGCGAAAAUUGACUGAAGCCACGGCCGUAGCUUCAAAGUUUGAACUCCGCCAGAAAACCAAAGUUCAAGUUCAUCUAUCAGACGAACGUUAUCGCCCCAUCCCGACCUGCGCCUGGUUAGAAGAAGGAUUCCGUUUCCAGCCUCUCGAUUCAUCUUUAAGUGAUGCUCAAGUCAAACAAGAUUCAUUGCUGAUCUAUCACGCCGUUUUCUCAGCUCUUGAACGACAAAAGAUUCCGUUGAAAAGUGUGCAGAAACCAACAGCAAGUGCCUUGCUACCCACUUCAACUACACCAGUGCCUGCCACCGUAUCCGGCAAGUGCAAAUUCGUUCCGGGAAAUCUAUCGGCGAAAUUUAUUCUACGUCUGUUUCAAUCGGGUAGAUUAAAAGGCGAAAUUCACAUCCGUCCAGCGCCCACAUUCCAUCCGGAUUUUGUACAGAAAUUGGGCGAUUUUUGCUACAAAUCUCCGAAAAACUUUUCCAGCGUCAUUGACAAGGCCAUGUCUGGAGUGUAUGUUCAGUUCUCGAUGAUCCAUCCGCUAUUCCAACCUGAAGUUCCCAGUAUGAUCGGUCACGAUUCUAAAUGGGAUCGCAGCUACGACUCCUUUUUCAAUCUGACAGCUAACGAAGUCGAUGACGUCGGCAUCACUUUAGUCAAGUCCUCUGCCACUGGUAAAAUUAUCGGUUGGAAUUUCGUCUUUGUGUUGGUGCCCAACGAGGAUUUCCAUCGCUACGAACUGCACAAAAUGGUGACGAGCAACGAAUUCUUUGGCCGCGUGAUGGACCACAAGAUGUUGGAGCACAUGGUCAACUUGAGCAAAGCCAGCAAAUACGAAAGAGAAAAAUACAUCAUGACCCUGGAAUCCCAGUCCUGAGUUGUAAGUUGUUCCCAGUUAGUGUUUAUAUCUUUUCCAUUGAUGACGCUGCCAAUUGGAUUACGCUGAAAUCCAAAUAAAAACGGGAAAUUUUAA